Messenger RNA from Mus musculus (house mouse), 1703 nucleotides. RefSeq names its product predicted gene 7244. The coding region runs from base 1180 to 1557 and encodes 125 amino acids. The record is from RefSeq and is a predicted model, not a curated record. NCBI's taxonomy places the organism in Eukaryota, Metazoa, Chordata, Mammalia, Rodentia, Muridae. The transcript has 4 exons.
CCAAAGCUGCACAAAGUGGUACCGCAGAUAAGAAGAAGGUAGUGUGGAAGGCCUGCCUUAAAGUCGAUACAUCACCAAGGAUGGUCUGGGACUCUUGAUCGUCCUGACUGCUGCUGGGUUAGAGGUGUGCCCCACCACCCCUGGUGGAGCCCAGGGCACUGUGCAUGCUAAGUGAGCACUCUACCAAUUGAUCUAAAUUUCAGCUCCUUUGUUUUCUUUUACAUCUUUUUACAUUUAUUUUGUGUAGACAUAUGCAUGUUUGUUUACACGUUCAUGUUCCUGGUUCGAUCCAAUUCAGAGACUGCAUUAAAUUAUGUAUUUUUAGUCUCUUUAAUCAGGAGCAGUUUCUUGGGCUUUGUCUUUUACUAUAUUAAUACAUUUUCCAUGUCAGAUGAGUCAUGUUCCCACAGAAUAAGGCUUGAAGGAGGUCUCACAUGUGGCAUAAAAACCGAAUCAUUAAGGUUGUGAGCCACAAAAGGAUCCCUUAAUAUUUUUAAGAAGUGAGCAGGCCAGUGAUUAUGUAGAAUGCCCCUUACUUAGGGGUUGGCUUUUGUUUUCUUAUGGUUAGAUUCCAGUUGCUAGCUUUGAGUAGCUAUGUUGCAGAAGUGAAGCUUGCGUGGUUCUCUAAGGAUCAGCUGCAGAAGUUCACAGAAUCUACUGCCCAUCCCUGAGCAUAUUAGAGGUCUUGCUAUGUUGCCCAGGAUAGUUCAGUUCUCAAGCGAUCCUCUCACCUUAGCCUGUCAAGCAGCUGGAAACCAUCCACCCUCACUUAGCAUAGCAGCUUUGAUCACAGAAGGUAGUUAUCUGCUAAAUUUCUCACUGUGAAGCCACUCCUUUUCCUUUUAUAGCUAAGAAGUAUCUUUUAUGAGGUUAGGGCUCAGCUCAGCGUUAGAGAGCAUGCCUACCGAGCUGGGGUUCUUGGUUCUGAUGCCAGCCUCCCACAAGAAAGCUCUUGUCUCACCAGGGCCUUGCCUGGUAGCUGACCUGAAACUCUCAUUCCUCCUGCUCCCACACCUGUCCAGAAGAGCGACUAUGAUCACGCUGCUCUGAGCGCGCCAUUCAGAGUUUGAGCUGCUGAUGCGGCAGUUUUCAAGUUUGUGUGAUGCCCGAAGCUAAGGGAAAAAAACUCUGAAGAAAUUCAGUUACAAUGUCAACUGAGAGUGUCGGAACCUGGCAGAGAUGGGGUUGGCCGUGGACCCCAACAGGGCGGUUCCCCUCCGUAAGAGGAAGGUAAAGGCCAUGGAGGUAGACACGGAGGAGAGACCCAAGGAUCUUGUACGGAAGCCCUGUGUGGUAAAGGACCUGGAGGCAGAAGCCAGCCUCCCAGAGAAGAAAGGAAGUACCUUGUCUCUGGACCUCCUUAUUGACUAUGUUCAUUAUAUGGUGGAGAAUCAUGAGGAGGACGAUAAGGCCAUGGCCCGGGAUAAGAAGAAUUACUAUCAAGAAACCCCAAAACGGAUUCCGAAUAAGGUUGAUGUGUAUAAGCCCUUUUACCCAAUGGAAUGCCAAGCCUUUAUCGAUGAUUCUUUGCAGAAUAAGAAGAUGGGGGUAGACUGAAUGGUACACAUCCCCAGACCUAAGUCUGCUAGACCAACGAAUCCAAACCCAGGCAAGGGAUGUAUAGUUUCAGAUGAUGCUGGCAAAGUCCUAUGUGUUGAGAAAGAGGCCCGGCAGUGGUGGCACACACCUUUAAUCCCAGCACU